GGUUAAUUCAGGCUGCUCUCUGCAGAGCAGAGCAGCGAUCAUCAGUCAGCUGACAAAGAAACAACCUCUGCUGCGGUUUUGUUGAUUUAUUCUUACUCAUCUCACAAACACUGUCACAAUGAAGAUCGCAGCCUUCAAUGUCAAACAGCUGGGAUGGAAAAAAGUCAACAACCCAUUUGUGAGGGAAAAUCUUAUCAAGAUUGUGUCCCGGUACAGUGUGGUGGUGAUGUUGGAGGUGAUAGAUGCAACUGGUAAGGCCAUGGACAAGUUCCUCGGAGCCCUCAACGACCACGAAGAUAACGUGCAACAUCCGUACGAAAUGAAGUGCAGCGAACCUCUGGGACGAGGCUCCUACAGGGAGAAGUUUGUUUUCUUCUACAGAAAGGAUCAGGUGAAAAUGAUCAACUCUUACCAGUAUGAAGAAGAAGAAGAAGAAGAAGAAGAGGAUGAAGAUUAUGAACAUGGCGAAGAAUAUGAGGAUGAAGAAGAAGAUGAUGAAUAUGAGAAUAAAGAAGAUGACGAUGGUGAAUAUGAGGAUGAAGAAGAUGACGAUGAAUAUGAGGAUGAAGAAAAUGACGAUGGUGAAUAUGAGGAUGAAGAAAAUGACGAUGGUGAAUAUGAGGAUGAAGAAGAUGACGAUGAUGAAGAAGAAGAGGAAGAAGAAGAUUAUGAAGAAGAUGACAAUUAUGAAGAUGAUACAGAAGAUGAAGCUGUGGACGUGCUCGCAAGAGAGCCUUUCAUUCUGCAGUUCAAGAGUCCUACAACAGUCGUCAAGAGGCUGGCACUGAUCCCUGUCCACACCAAACCAGAGGAUGCAGAGAGAGAGCUGGACGCUGUGGACGAUGUGGUUAAAGCAGUGAGGAAAAGAUGGAGGACUACUAACAUUAUGAUUUUGGGGGAUUUUAAUGCAGAUGGACAUUAUCUCUCCGAGGAAAGGCUGAGUAGGAGCCGCAUCUGCUCUCCUCCUUAUCAUUGGCUGAUAGGCGAUGAUGCUGACACGACGACUAGUAACAGAAAUGACCACACCUACGACAGGAUCGUGGUGUUCGGACAGACCAUGCUGAAAGCCGUCGUCCCCGGGUCAGCCAAGCCCUUCAACUUCCAGAGAGCGUUCAGACUGACUGAUGAAGAAGCGCAAAGCAUCAGUGACCACUACCCUGUGGAGGUGGAGCUGAAGCCCCAUAUAAACGCCACCAGAACAACCUCAGGAACCAGAGGGGGCUCUACCCGAAGCCGAGCUCACGAAGAAACAACUUCCCUAUUCAGUCUCACUCCCAGGAUCUCUCCUGCGUUCCUGCCUUCGACCCAACACAUCUAUCAUCACCCUCGCCUGCAACCACCAGCCUUCAUCCCUCGACCCUCCCAUCGCUUCACCCCUUAUCACUUCACCCCUCGUCGCUUCUUGCCUCUCCCUUCACCCCUUGAUCCUUUAUCUGACCUCUCUAUCCUUUUCUCCAGGUAGCCCUUGACCCUCAUCCCUAUAUCCUUCAACCGUUCAUCCCUUCAUCCCUUCGGCCCUCGACCCUCAUCCCUCGAUCCUCAUCCCUUCACCCUUUCCAUCAUACACAAUAAACUAUACGAAAUCUUUA
Molecule: messenger RNA, 1589 nt
Organism: Epinephelus fuscoguttatus (brown-marbled grouper)
Lineage: Eukaryota; Metazoa; Chordata; Actinopteri; Perciformes; Serranidae
Product: deoxyribonuclease-1-like
Exons: 10
Coding region: 119-1462 (447 amino acids)
Biological process (GO): DNA catabolic process
Cellular component (GO): nucleus
Molecular function (GO): DNA nuclease activity
Source: RefSeq, a predicted model, not a curated record